UAUUUGUACUACAUUUACAGUACAUGAAAAUCUUGCCACUAAAUCCUUCGGUUGGGUUUGGUAACCCCUGCUUGCUUUAUAUAGAAACUAAGCAAUUGUUUCCCAAACUGCGAAUUCUUUGAAUCGCUGAUUUUGGGGGUCAUCUUGGUUCAGAUUUUGAAUUGAAUGCCCUGUUUUAUUACAUUCAAUUGAGAAUUUUGGCUUUUCCCUUGUUCUGGGGCUUGUGGCUUGUUCAUUGUCCUUUGGGUGUUUUACACUAUAUUUGGAUGUUUGGGAUAUCUUGUUGUAUUUGCAGCUUUUUGCGGGUCAACUAUCAAAGGUCAGAAAUGAGCUCAUUAUUGUGUUGUUCAUAUGAGUUUGAAGAACCAGAUUUGAGGCUGUGUGCAAGAUUUUUUUCCAAGGUCUGGUCUUUGCUGAGAUUUUAUCCCACUGCCAUUGGGAACAUGAACAUGGAAGAGAUGAAGGAGAUUGAGAGAGUUGAGAGACAAGAUUCAGAAGAGAUGAACAAUGAACAAGAGGAGUUGAAGAGGAUUGCUCCUUGGAUGAAACAGAUAACCAUUCGAGGACUGGUUGCUAGCCUUCUCAUUGGGAUCAUAUACAGUGUGAUAGUGAUGAAACUCAACCUCACAACAGGGCUAGUACCCAACCUCAACGUCUCGGCUGCUCUUCUUGCCUUUGUAUUUAUUAGGUCUUGGACGAAGCUGCUUCAAAAGGCUGGAAUUGUUUCAACUCCAUUUACCCGACAAGAGAAUACCAUAAUUCAGACCUGUGCGGUUGCUUGUUAUAGUAUUGCUGUUGGAGGUGGUUUUGGGUCUUAUCUAUUGGGUUUAAACAGGAAGACAUAUGAGCAAGCAGGCAUUGGUACAGAAGGCAAUAAUCCUUGGAGCAUCAAGGAACCUGGGAUUGGUUGGAUGGUUGGUUUUCUCUUUGUGAGCUGCUUUGUUGGUCUUCUGGCAUUAGUUCCACUAAGAAAGAUCAUGAUAAUUGACUACAAGUUGUCUUAUCCAAGUGGAACUGCUACUUCUGUUCUCAUUAAUGGAUUUCAUACUCCUAAAGGAGACAAGAUAGCUAAGAAACAGGUUCAUGGGUUUGUGAAUUUCUUUUCACUUAGUUUCCUCUGGGCCUUCUUCCAGUGGUUUUAUGCAGGUGGAGAUAAAUGCGGAUUUGCUCAGUUUCCUACAUUUGGUUUGAAAGCAUGGAAAAAUUCGUUUUACUUUGAUUUCAGCAUGACUUACAUAGGAGCAGGAAUGAUAUGUUCACAUCUUGUAAAUUUAUCUUUGCUUCUUGGGGCAGUGCUUUCUUGGGGAGUAAUGUGGCCACUAAUAGGUGGGCUCAAGGGAGAGUGGUUCCCUGCAACUUUACCAGAAAGCAGCAUGAAGAGUCUAAAUGGUUACAAGGUUUUCAUUUCUAUUGCUUUAAUCCUAGGCGACGGGCUCUACAAUUUUCUGAAGAUACUAUUUUUGAUUGCUAGAGGCAUUCAUACCAAUGUGAAAGUUAGAAGCCUUAAAACAUUUUCCCAUGAUCAGAAGCAGCAACAGAUCGAUCUUCAACGGAAUGAACUAUUUGUAAGAGAGAACAUUCCAAUUUGGGUAGCAUGUGCAGGGUACACCAUUUUUUCAAUCAUUUCCAUCGUUGUAAUCCCUCUAAUGUUCCCUGAGCUGAAAUGGUACUAUAUAGUUGUUGCUUACAUUCUCGCACCCUCUCUAAGUUUCUGCAACGCUUAUGGUGCUGGUCUAACUGACAUGAACAUGGCCUAUAAUUAUGGAAAAGUAGCCCUCUUUGUGCUAGCUGCCAUGUCCGGAAAGGAAAAUGGUGUGGUUGCUGGACUUGUUGGUUGUGGACUGAUUAAGUCCAUUGUUUCUAUCUCUUCCGAUUUGAUGCAUGAUUUUAAGACUGGUCAUUUAACUCUCACUUCUCCAAGAUCCAUGCUUGUCAGUCAGGCAAUCGGAACUGCCAUUGGCUGCGUUGUAGCUCCUCUUACAUUCUUUCUCUUCUAUAAAGCUUUCGAUGUGGGGAACCCUGAUGGUGAAUAUAAAGCACCAUAUGCUCUCAUUUAUCGAAAUAUGGCAAUUCUAGGUGUGCAAGGCUUCUCGGCACUACCCCACCACUGUUUGCAGCUCUGCUAUGGGUUUUUUGCCUUUGCCAUAGCAGCCAACUUGUUGAGAGAUUUUAGCCCUAAAAACAUUGGGAAAUGGGUUCCACUUCCAAUGGCAAUGGCCGUGCCUUUCCUUGUCGGUGCUUAUUUUGCUAUUGAUAUGUGUGUGGGGAGUUUGGUCGUGUUUGGAUGGUACAAGCUGAAUGGCAAGAAGGCUGAUUUGAUGGUUCCUGCUGUUGCAUCCGGCUUGAUUUGCGGAGAUGGCUUGUGGCUUCUUCCUUCAUCUAUUCUUGCUUUGUUUAAGGUUCGUCCUCCAAUCUGCAUGAGCUUUUUCGCAUCGACAUAGACUUAGUUCCGAAGACAUAUAGAGGUAGAAAAAAAUCACAGGCUUUGUUAGCUACAUUUAACAUAAAUCGAAUGUAGUAGUUGGAUAUGCAUUCAACUUAUUACAAACCAGUAUAGUGUCCAAUACACAAGCUGUCUUUGAGUGCUAGGUAAAAGGCAACAUUUGAGACACGCACACACACAAUCACACACGCAUAUAUAUAGAUCUCUAAGCUGGUCUAAUUUGACAUGCAAUUAUUUGAGGUUGAAGUGGCAGGAAUAGUUAAUUUUGAUGUAUGUCAGUAAGAAAAACAAAAUUGUAAUAAGAAGUCAGUUUAGGUGAAGAAUAAACAUCAACAUCCCAUAAAUGAUUUAGGAUAUGUAACCUUGCUUUCUAUUUUUAGUUGUAUUGCUGGAUAAAA
Molecule: messenger RNA, 2841 nt
Organism: Gossypium arboreum
Lineage: Eukaryota; Viridiplantae; Streptophyta; Magnoliopsida; Malvales; Malvaceae
Product: metal-nicotianamine transporter YSL3-like
Exons: 9
Coding region: 267-2441 (724 amino acids)
Biological process (GO): seed development; response to iron ion
Cellular component (GO): plasma membrane
Molecular function (GO): iron-nicotianamine transmembrane transporter activity; oligopeptide transmembrane transporter activity
Source: RefSeq, a predicted model, not a curated record